AUGGAAAACGAUCAAGUGGAAGUUGACUUAUUGGCUGAAGACGGUAAACUUGGUGCGAUCACUGAUGACUCACUCAGGGUUACAGCAAUUCUUGCCGGAGGUGCUGCAGACGGGAAACUUUUUCCUGGUGAUGUGAUUUUAACGGUGAACGGUGAGCAAAUUAAGUCUCGCGACCAACUAGAAUCGCUAAUGUUGUCACCGGAUUCUGUAACCAAAAUCAAACUUUCACGAUCCAGUGCCGGCCCACAAGUGGAUCCAUUUGUAGAUGUCGAUAAAAAUCAAAUGGUACCUUCAGAGUUCGAGAAUUUGCGAAUUUCAGGAUAUGAUAAUGAAAUUGGGGAAUCAGAAGAAACUUGGUCUAUUCCUGCGGGACAACAAUGA
This is a messenger RNA of Anisakis simplex (herring worm), 381 nucleotides long. The record is from the annotation of a GenBank genome assembly. Lineage: Eukaryota; Metazoa; Nematoda; Chromadorea; Rhabditida; Anisakidae.